AUGGCGAACAGUGUUUAUGUGCUGCUAGCAUUGGUUGCUCUAUUUAUGCAACAUGACGUCAUUCAGAGUCUGCCUUCAAAGAACAGGACGAUGCGCUUGACACCACAAGCUUUGAGAGAAGGUCUCACACAGCGUUUAGCAAAACAAUGGAAGAACAUGGGAGCACCUAUAAAACUCUCCGAAAAGCGAAAACAGAAAAUGACAAUUGAAGAAUACAACAAACUAGUAAGAGAGGUAAUUGAAGACUCUAACGGAUCGCAUGUGAUCGACAUUGGAGAGUUCAAACCGGCCGAGAAGCUGUCUUCAGACCGACAUUACUUCGUGGGAAGGAAUGGGGAUAUCAAUAAAUUGCCAAACUUUGGCCACCAAAUACAACUCAAAAAGCCUGACAAGAUCUUACCCCGGAAACAGAUGACGUCACACAGACGGAAGCGUGCUUCUGAAAAAUCAAAGUACCUUAGUUUCGUGUCGUGGCCAAACAAUCUCGUUCCCUUUAUUACGACGAAUAUGCAGACAGGUGACGAUUUCCUAACCUGGAUACAAGAAGGUGUUGAUAUGUUUCGUGAGGAAACGUGUUUACAGUGGGCUGCCAGAUCCGACGAAAAGGAAUAUGUAGACUUUGUGGGUGGCGACCAGGAUGGUUUCUGUUCAGCAUAUAUUGGCCGACAAUAUAACAGGCCUACCACAGUGACUUUGGACCAAGUGACCGACAAUUGUAAUGAGGAUUAUGUCGUUUAUCAUGAGAUGAUGCACGCAAUUGGUUUAGAGCACGAGCAGUCACGCCCAGAUCGGUACUCUGCCCUCCAAAUCAACUGGGAAUGCAUCGUUGAGAAUACAAUCUUCAAUUUCAUUAAGCGACCCCUGGCAACUGACGUGGAAUUUGAUUGGACAUCCAUCAUGCAAUACGUCCCAGCCAUAUUUAAUAAAUGUGGAUCAAGUCAGGGAACAAUGCAGACGUCAGAUCCCUCGUACAAUUCUCUCCUGUACACGUUGUCCCGGAAGUUCACACAUUACGACAGUCAAACCAUUGUCAGGGCGUAUGAGUGUGACGAAGAUUGUGCUGAUAAUUGUGAAAACGGCGGAUUCAUACGUAAGACAGUUAACAACGACCAAUGCCAUUGUCGAUGUCCGGAGUAUCUCACUGGUCUUACCUGUGCAGAUCGUACAAUCGAUACGAGCGGCUUCCCUAAUCCAUAUCCUGUGGGCGAAGCAUGCACUUAUCUCAUCAAGGCCCCCGUCAACAACAGAAUACGUAUAACGCUGAAAGGUUUAGAUGUCCCGUGUGGUCAUGACCUCGAAUUCAGAACCCAUCUCAUGGGAGAAUUAGGACUUCUGGAGUGCGGCUCGUUAUCGUCUGAAAAGGAGUUCGUAACAUUCCCCAACGGUGAGGCUAAUAUUGCAAUGGUAAUUCUACAUGCCGAUGACACAAGCAUAACCCCUGGAACCGGCGCAAGCCUGGAACUGACAGCAUUUGCAUCAGGUUGUGUAGAUAAUCCGUGCCGUAAUGGAGGAACUUGUGAUGAAGAUAUUUCCACCCCUGCUUUCUGUAUCUGUCCCCCGGGUUACAGUGGAGAUACGUGUAACUUCGUUACUGCUACUGCUACUGUUGGCUGUGACGUUCAGUCGGAUGUCGAAGGGGUCUGCUGUUUUACGGACGUGUCGGCUGGUGCUGUCGAAUUCUUUCAGAUUCGAAAUCCAACCGACGUUCUGUCUCCCUAUCUUCUGGCCAAUACAAUAGGAAUAUACUACAUAACAGACGAGGCACUAUUGGAAUCUAAUGUGGAGUUCGAAGAUGCAGUACGCUGUCUUAGCUUUGACGAGGCUGCCAUUCAGGCCCAAAACUCGAAUGCAAGAUUGAGAACAACAUACACUGAAAAGGACGGGACGGUCAAGUUGGUGUCGGAAACAGAGGAUACUGAUGGGUUUUUCGUUUCUAGGCAAGCUACUUUAUCUCGGCAUGUGGAAAAGAUAAGCUUUUCAGCUACUAUUUACUUAGGAGCAGCUGCCGUAACCAAUAUACUGAUCAGCCCGGGGCUAUGCAGUAACGCUACCUGUGCAUCUCUAUCAUUCACUUUAUGUGACAAUGGUGGAAUAUGUGAUGAAUCGAGUGGGACACUAUUGUGUAACUGCAUUGGUGACUUCACCGGGACCUACUGUGAAAUACCACUUAAUGAAUCAUCAAUCAAGUGCACCUUCGAAACUGGAACAACAUGUCCUUUUAUAAACCCCUCGUCAGAAUCUGACCUAUGGACAUCUCAAACGGGUCCUACACCGCAAAGGUCAACUGGACCAUCGGGAGCUUAUGCCGGAAACAUAUAUUUACGUACAGAUGCACAAAAGAAUCGCCUAACAACGUCAACACUGCAAUUAGAAGCAGAUUUAAGUGCACGGGCACGUUGUCUUGUUUUGAAUUACAACAUGAACGGAAGGGAUAUAGCAUCGCUUGCUGUGCUUCACGAUAAUUCGACCUUGUUUGAAGAAAACGGGAACAAAAGAAAUAGAUGGUUUACGAAAAUGAUUGAUGUGACCACUACUCCACAGUCAAAUCUGACGAUUGUCGGUGAAGCUACAAAUAAAAAAGGUGAUAUUGCGAUAGACGAUCUUGAGCUGCUACCAUUCGAGUGCGAUAAACUAUUGAUAUGUACGUUUGAAAUCGAUUAUAAACCUUGCACCGUUAGCAGAAAGACGAAAUGGAUGAGACAAAAGGGCAACACCAGACCAGGGACAGGCCCGCAAAAUGCUCACGAAGGAGACUAUUACGUAUACCUGCAAUCUAACAGUCAACGAAGCGCACUCUUGACUAUUCCUCACACUUUCUCGGGUAAGUAA
Mizuhopecten yessoensis (Yesso scallop) is the source of this 2829-nucleotide messenger RNA. RefSeq lists its product as uncharacterized. Gene Ontology annotation, molecular function: zinc ion binding; metalloendopeptidase activity. Gene Ontology annotation, cellular component: membrane. The record is from RefSeq and is a predicted model, not a curated record. Bases 1 to 2829 code for a protein of 942 amino acids. The transcript has 26 exons. Gene Ontology annotation, biological process: proteolysis. NCBI's taxonomy places the organism in Eukaryota, Metazoa, Mollusca, Bivalvia, Pectinida, Pectinidae.